Molecule: messenger RNA, 6894 nt
Organism: Daphnia magna
Lineage: Eukaryota; Metazoa; Arthropoda; Branchiopoda; Diplostraca; Daphniidae
Exons: 8
Coding region: 793-6894 (2033 amino acids)
Source: RefSeq, a predicted model, not a curated record
AUUCACUUGAUUUUCCCGAAAAAAACAAAACAAAAAUGUUCAUUUUCUUUUUUUUUUUUUAAACAUUUCGUUGGCCAUGUGUUGUGUGGAGUAGUUACACCUGCGUUGCGUGAUUGUGUUUCAAGGUGACAACCGCCAGGUGAAAGGCAAACACGUAAGGUCACCAUUUAAAGUUGUGCCGGCUGUGCUUGUGACAUGGCAACGUUGGCUGUUUUGUGGGAUUGUCGUCUGGACUUUUUUUUUUUUUUUCCCAUUUUCCCCUCUCCUUCUCUCUCUCCCGGACCGAACUCUUAGCAGAGUCUAGCCGCUAAAAAAGAGUGCACGAAACCCGCGCAGUUGUAUACCCGGUGUUGUCUAUAGUCACUCAGUCACGACAGUCCCCCUUUUAUUUCACGUCCCUGCCUUUUUUUUUUUUUGUUUCUUUUUUUUUCUUCUUCAAUUUGUGGAUUUUGUGUUAACUUUUCUUGUGAAAUUCGGGGAAAAAAAAAGGCGAAAUCUAAUAGAACUCGUCGUGCCCGAUAAAACACAGAGAAAAAAAACGGGGGGUGGUGGAUUGUCCUGUGCUGACUUUUUUUUUUUAUUAUUUUUUAAUUACCUUCAUUCACCACGCGUUUGUUUGUUUUUGUCCCAUUUGAAUGUGAAAGUUCGUUCCGAAUCGUUGAGAGCCGGUUGGGUGUGUUUUUUGUUUUGUUUUGUUUUUGUUAUUAUAUCAUUGGCGGACGUCAACCGGUGACAGCAGUUGGCUACAAGCCGAAAACGCAACUUGUAUCGACGGGUGGCUCUCCGCAGCUGAUGGAUAAAGCGUCGCCCAACCUAUCGGCCGCUUCCAAGUCGGCCAGCUUGCCCGGUUACACUAAUCGAGGGUUUCACGGAGCCGUGUACAGCAAUAGCAGUCACGCCAAUGCGACACCUACAUACGGCGGCGGUAGCGGAAACGCACUGCCGUUUGUCAAUAAAAAUCGGUCGGACAAAUCCAGCGCCAAAGUCGUUGUGACCGACACUCAACAACUGCCGGGGAAAAAGAAGAAAUGGACCGGAUGGAGCGGCUUUUUCCGGCGCAAUAGUAAACCUGCUCAACAGACCCCGACCGUGCCCGAUGACAGCGUUAGCUCAGAUGAAGGAACCGGCCCGCCACAGGCUGCGUCUCCUAGCGUUCACGUUUCACCCGCUUCCGGCGGCCGUCAAACGAAACCUCACGCAACGUCGGAAGAGGCCAAUAAGAGGAGGCACUUCCUUCAACACCCGCCCAGGAAUGCAUCGAAGGACAGGUCGUCCGUCGUGGACUCGCUGAGUCCGUUGCAGAGCGAUCUCAGCGCUAGUCAGUCGUCGCUGAGUCGCAAAGAGCGUCGCGAGGCCAUUUUGGCUCGAGCUCAAGCGCGUCGCCACAAUGGCGGCAGCGUCGGCGGCAGCAGUUCGGACGAGAACGACAAAGAUGGCGUCCAUUUGCGGGCGCCGUCGCCGUCGUCGUCGUCGUAUUGGCGCGGACGCAGCCAGGAGAGCCUGACGAGCAACGGCAGCGCUAGUUGUCGUACCAGCCAUGCCAAGUCACGAACGGGCCGGACGGAGCGCUACUUACAGCGUCGAUCACGCGACGAAGAUUCCCUGCGAAGGGAAGUGCAACAACAACAACAACAACAGCAAUCGCAAAGUAGUAGACAUGCCUCUCCGUCGUGUGCGGACUGGUCGCCAUCUUCGCCGCCCCAUCCAUCAACGUCAAAGUGCGGCAAUCAGCGAUGGCUGUUGACGGCAUCGUCAGUCUCUUCGAUCCAAGGGCCGCGGGGUGGAGCCCAUCAUCCGGAAACGACGCCAUCAGAUGGCGGCCCACGGGUGGCCGAAUCGCCUGUCACUCUCAGGAAGCCAACUUAUGGCAACAACAAUAACAAUAGUCCGAUAGUUGGACGGGCUCAGUCGGCGUUGGUCACGCAUCCAAAGCUGGCCACCCCGCCGCCACCUCCGCCUCGCAAUCCGCUCAAAAAAUCGUAUCUGCUUCAAGUGCAAUCGAACGAGCCCCAGCCGUUGCCUGCGCAGUCCGCCGGCCGGCCGACUUCCUAUUCGUUUGGUGAUCUUUCGCGUUUUGGCCAGCAGCAUCUGCAGCAAGCGGCGUCUCUGCACGACUAUCAGAAUGUCGACCAGGACGGCCGACUCGUCCCGGCCAACGCGACGAUCAGCGAUCGCUCCAACGGCAACGUCCUCCAUUUGCCAGUGACCUCGCCCGUCCAGCGUCGAGUAUUGAACGGUUCGCCUCAGCAACGUCAGCCGGGCAGCCCGAACGGCCGCCAUCAUUCGGCCUUUUUCCCUUCGUCGGCCAAAUCGCCGUCGCCGUUCAAAUCGCCCGAGCAGGAACGAUCCAAACCGCCACCUUGGCUGGCGAGUAACGCGUCCGCCAUGAAACCGGCCGCGGCCAAUUCGUCCGCACCGCCCGUCCGCGAAUUUUGGCGUUCGAAAGAAGUCCAGCAGAAACAGCAGCAGCAGACGCCGCCGACGUCUAGCAAAAGCGCCAGGGAGCGGCUGGCUCCGUUCAACUUGACGGCCAACAACGGGUCCGUCAGUUCGCUCAACAGCGAUUUGUCCAGCCCGAGGAGCCGCGACGCCGGCCACAAUAGCGCGGCCUCGCCGCUAGAUUGCCCACCAUUUUAUAUGGCGACAGGAAGCGCUUUGAAUUGCGCUAAUGGAUCUGGCGUCAUAGCGUCGACGCCCAGGCGCUUCCCGGCCGCCGCUGCCGCCGCCUCCUCCUCCUCCUCCCACGACAACAGCAACAACAUGAACAACAAUCAGCCGCAUCACGUCAGGGAACUGUCGCAGUUGAAGCCCAGCACGGACCGUCACCUUGAACAAGCGAUUUGCGAGCUGGAACAGAUUUACCGCAGCCUCAAGCUGGACGGCGAUGAGGAUUUGCUGGACAGGGCCGAGCGCCGCGAUUUGCCCACCGUUCACCAACAGUUGAAUCAACACCAUUACCCGGCCACGGCGGUCAGCGUGUGCAGCGGCUCGGAAUCCGGAGGUGAUCCUUUAGGAGGUCACGGAAUCACGUCCGACCUGGACACGAUGAUGAAUUGGAGCAUUUCCGGCUCUUUUGAAAACUUGGUCUCCAGCAACACGACGGUGAAUUCGGAACGCGUCAGGGCGCCGCCCAACCGCCGAUCGGCCGUUCCGGAUAAAGUGGCUGACGAUAUGGCGGUCCGUCGCUUGGCCGCCGCGGCCCGCAAGAGCCAAUGCAACGACCCGCAGUCGAUCGCCGCCCAGUCUGGCUCGUAUCUACUUGUUUCGCCGUCGCUGACGGCCGCCAUGGGCGAAGACCACGACGUCAGCAGCCGUUCGGGCUCGUUUUCUCCCGAUGAGCCGGACGUGAUUUACGACGAUGUGGCCUACCGACAGAUCCGCCAAGCCAACAAGCCGCUGCGCGUUGCCGAACCGCAGCCGCCGUUCGGCAUCCCGUUGGGCCCCGUAACGCCCGCCUCUCCGUCUGAUUAUUUGCACAGCUCCGUCACGCCGGAGCAAAUGGAUUUGCGUCCGCUCCUGCAUCCCACCAAAUAUCCCGACCUCGUCCGCGAUGAUUUGGCCUUCCGCAAUUUGCGCAAAGACGCGGGCCAAUUGCAAUUGCCGCCCGGCCCGGUCAACACGGACAAAUUGGACGAUUUGCUCCAGUAUGUACCUCACGCUACCGCGCAAUCGCUCAAGAAGAGACGGGCCGUUCGAUCGUUGUCGGCCAACAUUGGCCAGCUGAUUAGGAUGGACGCGGCCCGUCCGAGUGGCGGUGGCGGGGUGGUCGAUUUCAACCGCGACGACGACGAGGAAGACGAGCGGUACAUCGGAUUCAACCCGUUCGAUUCUCGAGCGCAGAGUCUGUCCGACUUGCUGGACGAGUCGCCCGCCUUGGCGGCCAACAACAACAAUUACAGCAAUGCCAACAACAAAUCGGCCAAGACGCCGAGGGCCGUGAAGCAGCGCAGCGGAUUGAAGCGAGUUGGCAAGUCGAUCGAAGCCGAUGACGUCGACGCCAUUAUCCAACGUCAAGUGCGUCCCAUGGCCAGCUGGGUGGAACGGGCCCAACUGAGCGACGUUGCCGCUAGCAGCACUGAAACCAUUACGGCCGAGAGGAUUCCAGCGCUGGCCAAACUCUACCCGACAUCUGCGCUGACCGUGCAGCAGAAAAAAUCUGAAGUUUCCGCCCAGCCGCCAGAUUUGGAAAUGGACCACUUGAUUUCGGAAUUAUCUGAAUGCGGUGCACCGCCGCCGCCGCCGCCGCCGCCGGCUGCUCCGGGCGGACGUGCGAAUAGACAAGUGGAUUCAAGUGGACUGCAAUUGGCGCUGAAGCCACCGACGGGCUUUUCGAGCGAAGCGCAGACGAGCAGCGCCAGUCCGGCUGCUGGACACUGUUGGGAGGAAUCGCCGCUGUUCCAGUCGCAGCCUCAGUUCCACUUUACGCAACAGCGAUCCGCUUCGCCGGCCAAUAGCAGCGAUUCGGGCCAGGUGUCGUGCUGCGCCCGCGAAGUGCGCCAGAUCCUCCAUCAUCAGAUCCGGCAAGAGGAGAAGGAAAGGGAAAGGUUGGCCUCGAUGGCGUCAUCGUCUCCAGGUCGCAAGACGAGCCGGACCGACCCAGCGGGCGGCGAGUUGCGGACGGACAAAGCGUCGGCGUCGGCCAAUUCGUCGGUUGAUCGAAGUGUUCCGUUGAAAAGCCGCCCUGCACAAUCAACAACUGCGACCGCAUCAGCUACAACUCCGACAGCCAGAGAUAACCCGGCCGUGAGGAAAUCGAGCGGGCGCAGAAUGAGUAACAACAACGAGCCGGGAAGCGCUCCGGUCACGGUGGUGGAGAAGAGGGACGAACGGAUUGCCCGCUACAAGGAAGAAAGACGAAAACAAUUGCAGGCCGCCCGCCAACAAGCCGGAUUAGCCACCGGAACGGUCGGCCACGAUCACAGCUCAUCCAGCGAAGAUCUUCCGCACGAGGAACAAUCGUACGCUAAAUACAAGCACCGCAAACAGAUGCAGAAGCAACAGCUGGAAUCGCGGCCGCUGGAGGAGAGCACGACGGCCAACAUCGUUAGCGAUGUGACCAACUGCAAUCUGAGUUCGACCGGUAUCAAACGGUUCAUUAAGCGCGAGAGUCCGUUGACGAGCGAGGAGAAUAACGGGGCCGCUCCGGUGCGGAUUAACCGCGCCGCACGGCUCAGGGCCGCCGCCACGUCCGGAACUCCUCCGCCCGUCGAAGACAAGAUGGUUGUUCAGAGAGCAAAGAGAUUGUCCGUCCCUUUAAUGGAAAUGCCGCCCAUCGAUCCGUCUGGCGGGCCUGUUGAUAAUAGCCAACCGGCCGUCGUUGUCCUGCGGCAGAAGCUUCCGUCUUCAUCGUCGUCGUCGUCACUACAGGCUGGCAACCGUGAAAAAGAUAAAAGCACCAAGCGCAAAUCCAAUUUAAACCGGGCACUGACGGAUGAGCAGAUCCUCGCUACCGGUCAAAUUGAAUCUCAAGAAGAUGCGGGAAAGCGCGUCCGGCGUAGGAGGACGGCCGAUUUGACGGUGUCGGCAUCGUCUGCCGAGACGGACAUGAAUUCGAGCGUCGACAACGCGAUGAUCCGCCGGAUGGAAACGGCUUCGCGACACAGUCCGCAGCCUGCGGCCGAUUUGCGGGCCCAUCUACGCAAGACGAGUCAGCCGCCGGCCUUCAUCCGGCCCGUCGUCCCUGAAAUGCCAAACAGCGCUGGCGGAGAGAACGUGAUUGCAGCCACGGCCGUGGAGAGUUCGUCGUCGGUGCCGUGGCGAACGGGCAAAGUGGCCUCGGCCGACAAAGCGAUGGAGCCCAUCAGAACGGAGGAUUUAACGGCGCGGAUCGAAGCCCUGACGGCCAUGGCUCACCAAACGGUUGCCAAAGUGGAUCGCUUGACGGCCACGCCAGAUCGGGAGAGCAACGGUGCGCAUCCGGCCAGCGCUGGUGGAAGCGUCAAGGCCGUUGCGACCAAACUGCUCAAUCGCGUGGCCAACAUUCAGCCGACGCCAGUCAGCCCAAAUCUGCCCGUGUCCUUGCCCCGACGACCGGCCAAGAUUGAAUCGCCAAAUGUCUGCGUCCAUUCCAAUUCGAGUCCGGCUGUUAAAUUAUUGCCAGCUGCCGUAUGCACUCAGCAGCAGAAGCAGCAGCCACAGCCACAGACGCAGUCGCUUUCUAAAAAUAAACCGGCAGUCCAGCAAGCUGAUAAGACAGCGGCCGCCAGUCCCGCUGGCGUCGCUGCUGCGCGUGCCAACACGGCCAACGCCUCGGCUCUGGGCCGCAGCAAAACAGCUGAUCAAGAAAAGACGCAGAGCAAACCUGUCGAACCCGUCGGCAACGGCGGUGCGAGCGGUCCGUCGUCUAGCGUCAAGGCCGUCCAGGGAAUCCUGAAAAAAAAAGUGGAAGGAGGCGCCGAGCCGUCUGUCGUUCGCAUCCGGCCGGAAGUGUCGCCUGCCGAACUGUAUCCCAUCCUUCGCGUGGAAGAGGAGAACGUGACGCCGUUGGACCCUGUUUCCAUCUUGAAGAAGAGAUUCGAAGCCGACGCGGAAACGUUGGCCGUUUCGCCGGUUCCGGCGGAAGCCAGUGCCGAACCGCAUUCCAUUCUGAAGCGUCCGCUGAGCAGAGACGGUAGCGCCGAAUCGGCCCGUUCGCAAUCGCCCGUCGUCGACCCGAUCAAUUCCAUUUUGAAACGAGCGUCGCUGACGUCUUCGCCCGGAAUCAUCGCGCCGGAUCAGGUGCCGGGCAACUCUGAACCGAGGCCCAUCCUCAAGAAGAGAUGCUCGACGGAAGAUGCGGGUCUUGACGGACCGCGGCCCAUUUUGAAGAAGAAAUCCAGCACGGAAGAGGAGCACGAACUGGCCGCCCACAAGCCCAUCCUGAAGAGCGGCCGGAGGACGUCACCAGUUCACUGA